AUGCGACGCCCAAGAACAGACCAGUUACAGCACUUGGCGCAAAGGCAGGCGAAUGUUGACAAGAAGGCUGUGCCCCUUGACCUCCCCCGUGGGAACUCUGCGGUGGCUGGGCGAGUGUGGGGGAUGGAGAGGCAGUUGAGGGCGGUUUAUCUACUAAAACAACAACAACAACAUAAACAAGGAGGAAGGGCCUUCCGUGACAGCGUGGGAGUAUAUAAGACCAAUGAUAUUCCCUCCCAAGUGUCACCAUCCUCCGACAUGCAGUCCCUGGUUCUGGUCCUAACGGCAGCGGUUGCUGUGUCCGCUGCCCCACAGAGGUACAGCCUGCCCACACCAUCCGGGCCACUCUUGAACCCGGGGAGUUGCGGUAAGGGACAGGUGCGACAUGUGGAUGGCAGAUGCGUGACACCCCAGGUCAACGAACGCGUUUUCCUGUACAAUGCCCCACCAAACCCACAACCCAACAACCCGCCCCCAUACAUCCCAGAACCUCAGGUAGACCGCAACGUGUUGUUCAUCAAACUUGCAGAGAAAAAGGUUCAAGAUCCCAUCGUGGUACCACCUCCAAGGCAGGAUCAGGUGGUGUAUAUCCUCAACAAGCAAUCAAACCAAGAACGGCGUGUAAUCAAAGUGCCCGCUCCCCCCCCCUCGGACCCAGAAGUUUACUUCGUCAACUACGGCGAGGGUGAGAACCCGACUCUUCCCGGAGGAACUAGUCUCCAGAGCGCCCUCACGACCGCCAUCAACGCCAAAGGCCAAGUCAUUACCGGAGGUGCCCUGGGUAAAUCUGGUGGAUUCGGAGGUAGCGGAAGUGGCAGCUUCGGAGGCAGCGGCAGCGGUAGUUUCGGAGGCAGCGGAAGUGGCAGCUUCGGAGGCAGCGGCAGCGGUAGUUUCGGAGGCAGCGGCAGCGGCAGCUUCGGAGGCAGCGGAAGUGGCAGCUUCGGAGGCAGCGGAAGUGGUAGCUUCGGAGGCAGCGGAAGUGGCAGCUUCGGAGGCAGCGGAAGUGGCAGCUUCGGAGGCAGCGGAAGUGGCAGCUUCGGAGGCAGCGGAAGUGGAAGCUUCGGCGCCAGCGGCAGUGGCAGUUUCGGAGGCAGUGGAAGCGGCAGUUUCGGAGGCAGCGGCAGUCUCGGAGGCAGCUUCGGAGGUAGUGGCAGCCUUGGAGGCAGUGGCAACCUUGCAGGUAGUGGCAGCUUCGGAGCCAGCGGCAGCCUUGGCAGCAGCGGCAGUGGUUUUGGAAGCGGAAACGGAUUUGGAAGUGGAAGCAGCUCCCUCGGCAGUGGAAGCAGUUUUGGAAGUGGAAGCAGCUCAAUCGGAGGCGCAAGCGGUAGCAGCGUGGGAGGCAGUAGUGCAUUUGGCAGUAUUGGAGGUGUUGGAGGUGGCAGGAGUGCCCUGGGAAGUAGCAGCACACUUGGUAGUGGCAGCAGUACCGGAAGUGGCGCUAGCGCCUCUGGCAGCGGUAGCACCUUCGGAAGCGGUGCCGUUGACAGCACUUUCGGAAGCAGCAGUGGCAACAGCCUUGGAAGCAUCAGCAGUAACUUCGGAAGUGGCAGCAGCGGUUUUGAGAGCAGCGGUAGAAGCAGCAGCCUUGGAAGCAUUAGCACAGCAGGAAGCAGCAGCGGGGGCAGCCUAAGCCUCAGCGGAUCUGCAUCAUCAGGAGUAACCAGCGGAAGCUUCGGAACGGACUCUGGCUUCGAAAGCACUGCAUCGCGAAGCUCUUUCAGCGUGCCUGCCCUACCCAGCAUCUACUCAACGCCCUAA
Penaeus indicus is the source of this 1758-nucleotide messenger RNA. RefSeq names its product keratin, type I cytoskeletal 9-like. Bases 1 to 1758 code for a protein of 585 amino acids. The record is from RefSeq and is a predicted model, not a curated record. The transcript is spliced from 2 exons. NCBI's taxonomy places the organism in Eukaryota, Metazoa, Arthropoda, Malacostraca, Decapoda, Penaeidae.